CCCGUGAUCUCAUUCGCGACGCGCAUUGCUCGUAGGCACGACAGCGGCUCAAAAUGCCGUCCACCGCAGUGUUAUACCAGGAAACGCGCCUGGAUACAUCGACCUCCAAUGUCGUGAACAUCAACACAUCUGGACACGCUACGGGGACAGUUUUCGGUGCAGCAGCUGGUCGCAAGCGAGCAUUCGAUGAAGUCAGCCACGACGAAGAAGGGUUCACACGGAAACACCUCGCGAUCGAGGGAUCUGUGUAUUUCCGGUCACGCAACAAGUCUCCGCGCAGUUUUCUAUGGCGGGUUCUGAACGAACGCAAGGUGCUCGAAGUGCAAUGCGUAGAUCUCGUGCGACCGACCAACAUCUCAGCGGAACAAUCUGCUCCCGAACUCACAAUCAACAUCAUAUUAUCCUCGCCGAUCAUCAAAAAUGGAGUCGCAUUCGCAGAUGCAGAAGAGAAGGAAGCGUUGAACAUAUUCGUCAUCACUGCUGCAAAUCAACUCUACACCUUCACUCUCAAACGAGACCUGUUGACGCGAAGCUCGUCAACCGCAGAUUUUGACGCUUCCAGCACGUUCAAAAAGUUCACAUCGUCAUCUUUCAGCUUUCGACAACCAUAUCGCCUCGUAGCGGCUAGUAGUCUGGAAUUGUUCGUGUCGCUUCACGAUGGCGGCUUGGUUAGACUUGAUAGGCAGCCGAAUGAGGGAGGAUCGCAUUGGCGGGAGACUUUCUUCAGCGAAGGUGGCUGGUCCGGCACGCUGAAAGGCUUGAUACCCUUCAAUCGCCCACAAACAGUUCGCUUUGGUUCCCUGGAUCUGGAUUCAAGUUCUGCUGUCGCGAUUGCCAAGAGUCCGGACGGCGCCUACAUAUGGACCUUGAGUUUGGAUUUCUAUAUCAAAGCAUGGAGCACCAAGACAGGCAAGAUCGCUACGCAGGUCGACCUGCUCGACGAUGGUUCAGUGUCAGACGAACGAAAGAAGCCAGCGCGGCACGUCAUGAGUGCAGAGCAAGGGACUUUGCUUCACAUAGUGACGCCGCCCGUGUCCGCAAAAGCCCGACAGAAUAAAGAAACUGAGAAUAACAGUAAUUACUUCCUGGCUGUAGUCUCGCCUAAGGACUACCAAAUCAAGUUCUUUGCAAUUUCAACAACAUUCUCGUCCAUCGAAGGCGAGGCGCUCAGAUGCCAGGAUGUGCAACCGCUGACGAAAUUGAUACCGCCGAUCGAAGACCUUAUGAACACGAACAUUUGGCAUCUCGAGAGUUUCUUCGUCAAAGCUGGUGUACAAUGGCUAGGCUCGCAGAUGUGGAUCCGCGCACGGAGUGGCGCACAUUGUAGAACCUUCCUCUUGAACUUUGACUUAUUGGACAGCCAUGGCUUGCCCGCGGACAUCAGCGACCAAUGGCGUGGAGGAUGGAGCGCGGUGGACUUACAAUCACAUUCCAUCGAGAGACUAAAGGAGCUGCCAGAGUACAACGACCUGGAUGUCAUUUCCGAGGCGACAGCAACAACACCCACCGACCGGUGGCUGGCGUUCUUGUUCUCCCCCAAUCGUUUCAGUGAAGCCUCGCUUGAGACCUCAUUACACGUGUAUGGCAAGAGCCGAGGUACCGCUGCCAACACAGGUCGGGGCCUGCACACUGCCGAGCUGCCUCUUCAGGAACGCAUUGCAACCAGUGUCGCAUCGAAAGUCACUCUUGGCCGGCAUGCCGAGAGCGAACAGCCAGAUUACGAUCGAUAUGCUCUCGACCUUCAGGCUCAGUGGAAGAUGUUCUUCUCUGUUCUGGCCCACCUUCAUAGCCGCAGAAUUGAAUCGAUUGGUUUUGCCGUCGACCUCGACGAGGGACUCCCCUGGACCAUCUACACCGACUUUGUCGCCCCUAUUCGUACAUGCAGUAACUUUGAGCUGCUAUGCCUCAAUACUGAUAUGUCGUUCGAUGAGGACAUCGCAAACAGCCAGACGGUCGAACAGAUUUUUGCAAAUGAGCAGGAGAUGAUACAGAGUCGUGUCAUUGCUGCAGCCCGUCAACUUCGCAACAAUGUCUCAGCGGCGUCCAUCAAGAGGCUCAGAAGCGCCGCGAUCGCAAGAUCACUCGAUUCUGAACCAGAAACAACGGGUGCAGAAUCCCUUCAAGCUAUGUGUGACCAGUGCGGUAUCGCCAAAGAGGUGUCUGAUGAGGAUUACGAUGCUUUGAACGCCACAGCAGAGGCAUUCAACGGGCUCGGAAGCCUGAGCGACGAUGAUUUCCUGGGCAUCCUAGAAUGUCUGGAAUAUGCUCCAGAGUCAAUCGGUCCCGAGCAGGCGUGCAUGCUUCCCCGGUAUGGUAUCAAAUCAAGCAUCGCGACAGUGCAGGAGGUGCUUCAUAGUGCACAGAUUGCCCUCCUGGACCUGCUCUUGCUUGUCGUUUUCAUGUCAGGCGAACUCGAGGCAAGUGAGCUACAUGCUGACUUCCGGUCCGAUGAGAUUCACGAUGCUAUAAUCAGGCGAAUGAGGGAUACCGAGCUCCGACUAUGGCUCAUCAGCAACGUGAGGACCAAACCAAACGCUACUGCAACUGACUCGGCUCCCGUAACUCUCCAUGAGAGCAUGUUCCUUCCUGACUGGGACCCGCGACCUGCGAUCAAAGGAUCGCCCUUGAGUGAGCGACUUACGACGUGGAGCACACGAUGGACCUUCGGGCUUGUGCUCAGCAACUGGGAAGGUAUCACGGAGCACAUCAUGGCCAAUCUACUCAAAUACAAAGACUACGAGCUCGCGGUCGAAUUCCUUUCAUUCAUGACAGAAAGUUCUUGGACUUCGGAGUACCUCAAAGCUCGAAUGCACCUCAUGACUGGCGACUACGCACUCGCUAGUGUCGAGUUCAGGAAAGCUGCGGAAGACCUCCCCGAGGCCAAAUUUGCAAGCUCACCUGCGGUACGACAGCUUUUGUCCCCAGAAGAAGCCAAUUACUUUGGCGUGAAUGCCUCGAAGUACUACCAGCAUGUAUCUGCGCUCUUCGAAAAGCUGAAGGCUUUCUCGUACACAGCCGACUUUGCCUCACUUGCUCUAAGCGAGUUUGGUACGGACACCGACGUCGAUCAAUCCAUCGCUGAGAUAGACAUGCGAAAGAGUAAGAGCGACCGCCCGACCGGUGAAGCUAUCGACGAUGCCAUGGAGGAGAUCAGGCUACUCCAAUUACGAACGACGAAAGACGACAUACUAAAUCGACUUUUCAACGCCCUCGUUCAGACCGGCCGCUUCGACCAAGCCUACAACACAUUAGUCACCGUCGUGAACCCGGCUCUCCGCCGAGCAAACCUGCAGACUCUUCUACAAACAUGCAUCCAACAAGACGCGACUUCCGAAUUCUUACAAUUGCCGAUUGAAGCCGACCUCGCCUACGAGGCCGACGCCAUCCUCGUCUCGCUCGCCAAGCGCCACCUCGGAUCCAAACUCUCCUCAAGUCCCCUCUACCAUCGCAUCCUCUUCGCCUUCCGCACUCGCCGCGCAGACUACCGGGGCGCCGCGGCGAUUCUCUAUGAGCACCUAGAAAGCCUCCGCCACGGCUCGAGACAUUCCCUGCACGAUCCCGAGGAUGAGACUCUGAUCCAGAUCUACGUCCUGUUGAUCAAUACAUUGGCAUGCUGCGGCCCGGACGAAGGCUGGCUCCUCGCCGAGCCGGUCUCGGGCGUGCAUGCGGCGGAAGCGAAGCGGAAAUUGGUCACGUUGGAGGAUGUCCGCCGGGACUACUCGGCCGAGCUGGACAGGCGAUCGGAUAUGCUGCAGGGGCGCUUUCCGGUGAUCGGUGGCGGUGAUGAUCAUAUGAUGGAUGUACUAUAGGAAAGUGCGACAUUGACUGUGCCGACCACGUGCACAAUUUCGCUGGCGAUGAAUUAGCGAUGUGAUGUGUCUCAUGCAAGUCAAGAUACCCGUAAUGUAUGAAUGAAGCGUUGAUGGUUUCACGAGCGUGCGCAUGAUGUCGUUCCUUGGUGCUAAUGAGUGAUGUAAUGCUUGUUGAAUAUGGACGCAUACAGACAGCAUUCCAAGAGUCAAAAGAAAGAUAGUAUAGAACGGGUAUAGAUGCCUAGAAGCCCAAAUGCA
Dissoconium aciculare CBS 342.82 is the source of this 4070-nucleotide messenger RNA. RefSeq lists its product as uncharacterized. Gene Ontology annotation, cellular component: nuclear pore. Gene Ontology annotation, molecular function: structural constituent of nuclear pore. The coding region runs from base 54 to 3809 and encodes 1251 amino acids. The record is from RefSeq and is a predicted model, not a curated record. NCBI's taxonomy places the organism in Eukaryota, Fungi, Ascomycota, Dothideomycetes, Mycosphaerellales, Dissoconiaceae. The transcript has a single exon.